UGCAGACGUACGCUAAGUUCUCCGGAGCCCCCCUCAAGGUCCAUAAGGUCACCAACCCCUGGAGAAGCCCCUCAGGUCGGCUCCCUGCCCUAAAGACACAUGAUGACGGGGUUCUGUUCCAGCCCAGCAAAAUCAUCACCCACCUCAGGAAGCAGAAAUACAACGCGGAUUAUGAUUUGUCAGCGAAGCAGGGGGCGGAUACCUUGGCCUUCAUCUCCCUGCUGGAAGAGAAGCUCCUCCCCGCCCUGAUUCACAGUUUCUGGGUGGAGGGGAAGAAUUACGUGGAGCACACGCGCCGCUGGUACGCAGAGUCCAUCCCCUUCCCCCUCAACUUCUUCCUCCCCAACCAAAUGCACAAGCGCAACCUGGAGCGGCUGCAGCUCAUCCGGGGCGACAGUUGGAGGGAGGAGGAUGAGGAUACGGAGAGGCAGGU
This is a messenger RNA of Xenopus tropicalis (tropical clawed frog), 433 nucleotides long. RefSeq names its product metaxin 1 (gene mtx1). NCBI's taxonomy places the organism in Eukaryota, Metazoa, Chordata, Amphibia, Anura, Pipidae. The record is from RefSeq and is marked provisional. Gene Ontology annotation, biological process: mitochondrion organization. Gene Ontology annotation, cellular component: mitochondrion; mitochondrial outer membrane; SAM complex.